GUGGUUUCUCGAAGCGUGCACAAAAUAUAAAACAAUAGUAUUACUAACACAAACUCAACCUGAUAGUCGGUAUAAUACAAGUACAUCACAAUUUAAAUGUUGUUUAUCACUAUACAUUUUGUCGAUUCCCAUUGGUUAGAUUUGUUUGGAUGCAUUAUCUUCAAUCUUGUUAAAUAAAAAAAGGCCAUUCAAAUUAUUAUAAUUUAUAAAUUUUAAUUAAAUACGUAUAUUUAUACCCAAUUUUAAUAAUAUAGUUAGUUUUUUUUAUAUUACUUAUUAUAGCUAAUAUUGAUUAUCUAAAUUAAUUAUCAAUGUUUCUAAUUCGAAAAUCGUGCGGAAGACUGUUAUCUCUUUUUACACAUAAUACAUCUUUGUCGUUCAAAUACAGCUCAUCAAAAAAUAGGUAUAGGACUCGUUCGAAAAUGGCCUUGCCUAGCUUACCGAUUGUUAGCAAUGUUUCAUCCAGAGUGAUUCGCAUUUUGGGAUGCAAUCCUGGUUUUAUGACUUUACAAGGCACUAAUACUUAUGUAGUUGGCACUGGUCCGCGGUAAGUUAUUAUAGGUACCAUAUUCAUAAUAUUUAAGUCUUACAAUCAAUAUUCAAAAUAAUUUAGUUUUACACUGUUGUAUUAUCAGAACGAAUGCAGUUUACAUACCAAGCGAUUUUUUGAAUUUUUUUUUUUCCAAAAUAUGUGUUUUUACAUGAUUAAUUUGAUAGUAUUUUUAAAAAAAGUCACUCAAAUAUGGAAUAAUCUUGACAUCGCUAUACAUAUCUGUUAAUGCAAUUAACUUUCAAAUAUAACUUGAGAGGAUAUCCAUGAACGCAUUUUAAUGUGUUAUAUUUCGUAAUUAGUGUACUAGACUGCAAUUUUUCAAUUACUGCUAAAGAAACACCCCUUGACAUUUUCACUUAAAUAGCUCAUAAAUAUUGAACAAAUAUAGUUCUGAUUUCAUUGAAAACUUUAUUUUAUUACAUACCUAAUGAAAAAAAAAGUUCAAAAACUCAAUUUUGAGUUACUUUAAUAUGCAUAGGAUGCAUAUUGAUACAUAUAUAUUAUGCAAUAAAAAGUAUGUAUGAUAGGUGAAUUCUUAUUUUACCAUAAUGUUAAGCAUAUAAGUACGAUCAAAUUAAGCAUGCAAUAACAUACCUUUUGGAAAAAUAUUCCAUAAAAUCGCUUGAGAGAUAAACUACAUUUAUACUGUCUUGUCCAGUGUUUCCCAAAUCCCAAAUAGAGACUAUCUCGUCACACAAUAUCUAGUACUUGGCUAUAUUUAGGUAUUUAAUCAUGAACUAGUCUGUGCCUACAGCAAAAUAUAUUUUAUCAUCUUUGUAUUCAUUUUUAUCAUUUGUAGCUUUUUAUUUAAAAAUUAUGUUUACCUAUGUAUAUUUUAUAAUAAAAUAAUAAAGUAAAAUCGAAAUUAUUAAAAUGGUUAAUACUCCUAAAUAAAUAUAUAAAAAUAAAAAUAAAUAAACGAAUGAAUGAAGAUUGACCUAAAGAAUACAUUUCUGAAAUAAAAUAAAAAGAUUGCCAUUCAAAUUUUGCUAAACAUGUUUUGAAAAUAACCAUAAUAUAAGUGUUAAUAUUAAUAGUGACUUAGAAAUAUUAAAUACCCAAAAUCACAUUUACAUUAAUUCAGUUUUAGAAGAAUUACACAUACACAAUGAAAUAAAGAAAAUAAUUUUAAUAAUAUUUUAAAUGUACAAACUGAUUUUAAAAAUAAUAUCUUGUAUCAAUACAUUUUAGAUAAUAAAUACUAACCAAAUAAUUUAUAUUUCUUAACAUAUAUAUGUCUAAUAAUAACUAUAUAAUAAUAAUUAAAUAAUCUCUUCUAUUAAAAUAAAUUAUUUCUAUAUUCUUUGUAAAAUGACUAAUUUGUAUAGUUUUUUUUUUUAUAUAUAUUGUAUUCCUUCAUUAAAUUUUUAUAUUCAUUCGUGUUUUAUAUUUUUACUUCGAUAUACUUGAUAAUAAAUUUUUAAUUCUUAAUUUUAUGUUUAUUGUGAGAUAACUUUCUAAAAAAAACUUUAUAAUAUAUUAACUGUUUCACAAAAUUUUAUUAAAUGUACUUUAUGAUUGAGUUGUACUUAUUUGUCUAUAAUAUUUUAGUAUUUAAAUUAUUAUUGAUAUAUAUUUUAUACAGUAUAGUUACUAUCAUAUAAUAUUACUCAAUUUUGUUAUAGGCGUAUAUUGAUUGAUACAGGAGAACCAAAUUUUCCAGAAUAUAUAAAAAAUCUCCAAGAGACUAUUAAUAAUUAUAAUUUUCAAAUUGACCAUAUUAUAAUAACUCAUUGGCAUUCAGAUCACUUUGGCGGAGUGAAUAAUGUAUUAGAUAUAAUAUCUAAUAAAGAUGGUAAAAUAUUUAUUUUAUUAAAUUUCUAAACAUAAGUUUAGAACACCUUAUAGGUAUAUAAGAUGUUCUAUAUAUAAUAUAAUAUUCUAAUAUACCCAUGGUGUAUAUUUGUAAUAUUAUCAUUACUAAUUUAUAUAAUAUGAGUAUUUAAUGAAAAUGUCUUACUAGCUAACAUUAAAAACUAGGUAUCAUAAAAUAGGGUGUAUAAUGAAUAGGUUUUUUGACAUACAAACAUGAUAUAUAUUAAUUUGUUAUUUUAAAUUUAGGUAUGUAAGUUUUUAUUAUUUGAUUCCAAGGGAGGGAGAUAUUGGUUUUACUAAGGUGUUUAUUUUUUCUUUCUUCUAGUCUGUGGACACGUUUUUUCUAGUAAACAUGCUCCAAUCUGUAAGUGUAGCACAUUUCUGAAAGCUCAAGUUGUCUAGAUUGUACUUUAGAGAGGUCAUUUUUUAAAUAAAAGCACUUAAGUAAGGAAAAACGUAGGAAAACAUACAAUUUCACAAUUUCAUUAUUAUAUAAAAACAAUUUUCUACUAGAAAAAAUGAUUUGAUCGAAAAAUCACUAGAUAUUUUUUUUUGUUGCCUUUUUUUAUUUAAUUUAUAACGGUAUCAUCGCCAAAACUUUUGAACUUUUAAGGAAUUUUAAUUUUUGGGAGUUUUUUUGCUGUAAUUCGAUUAUAAAUAAAUGUAGAGACUUGAAACUUGGUAAUAAUACUUGUAUUGAAUUUACCUAGGCGUGGUAAAAUUUCCAAAAUCAUCAAACGACUUCCUUAUAAUAAGCUUUUUGAAAUCAAAUUUAAACUAAAAUCGCAAAAAUUAUUUAUAACCGAACUGCGCUUUGAAUCGUCUUUUGUCAAGCAAUGGUUUAUUAUUGUUUACAGAUAUAAAUGAAAUAACCUUAUAUAUCCUAUCUUCCCAACUUCUCACCUACAACAUUGGCCGCUCCCAUAGUUCAGUUGAUGGUGAUGUUUUGUCAACAAUAUUUUUAUUUAUUUUUUUCAAUUCGUAGAUUGGUUGAAUGAUGAAAUAUUUUUCCACUCUUCUCUAUUUAUUGGGACUCUUUAAUUCUUUAUAUAACUCUCUUCCUAUAUCCAUCAAAAUUUGUUUCAUAUAUGUCUGCCUAGGUCUUCCUCUUCCUGGCUUCCCUUCGGUUUUUCCCUCAAUUAUAGUCCAUGUUAUCCAUGUGUUAUUCCUUAUGAGAUGUCCUAUCCAUUUUUUCCAUCUCUCCACGAUUGUCAUCCAUAUUGAUCUUUUUUCAUUUAUUCUCUUAUACAGUUCUUCAUUUGUCACUCUAUCUGUCCAAAGAAUUUUUAAGAUCCUUUGCCAGCACCAUGUUUCGAAAGCCAUGUUUCUAUUUUUCUUCGGUCAUCUUUCAAUAUUGUCCACGAUUCAGCUCCAUAUAAGACCACACUCCAUACAAGUGUUUUUAUUAGUGUUUUUCUAAUGUUUAUAUUUAUUACAUUUGUGGUUAGGAGUUUCUUCUUUUUAAAAAAAGCUUGUUUAGCUUGUGUUAUUCUACAUCUUAUAUCUGUGGCACUUUUCCCAUCACUUGCCACUCUGCUUCCGGUAUGUCUAACUAUGCUAUGUACUAUAUAUGCUAUGUAUAAUUAACUUGAUACCAUCCAUUGGUGUCAACUUGUUGUCUGUUACCAACUAGAAUCUUAGUCUUCGUCUUAUUAAUAUUCAUAUUGUAUUCUUGUUUAAGCAUGUUAUUCAUUUUUUGAAGCAUUCUUUCUAGAUUUUCUUCACUGUCUGCUACCAUAGCAAUAUCAUCUAUGAAUCGAAGCAUCUGAACCAGCAUCCCAUCAAUCUUCAUCCCUCCUAUAAUCUUCCUCUCAGAUCUUUUAGCGCUUCCUCAAUGUAUAAGUUAAAUAAAGUAGGUGAUAAAUAACACCCUUGUCUUACCCCUUUUUGCACUUUCGUCUCUUUGUAUGUAUCGUAUUCGCUUUUUAUCACAGUCUUUUCAUUUAUAUAUAAUGUUUGCAUUAAUUAUUUGUCUUUAAAGUCAAUACUUAUCUUAUCCAUAAUAUGAAAACAAUUUUCCCAUCUAACAUUGUCGAAUGCCUUUUCCAAAUCUAUAAAGGUUAUAUAUAUGGGUUUAUUUAUUCUGAACAUUUUGUCUAUAAUUAGUCUAAGACAUAAAAUUGCUUCUCUUAUUCUUCUAUUUUUUCUAAACCCAAAUUGAUCUUCUGUUAGAAUAUCCUCUAUUUUCUUUUCUAUCCGUUUAUGUACUAUUUUUGUUAACAUUUUCGACGCAUGGAAUAUUAGGUUUAAUGUUCUAUAUUCUUUGCAUCUCUCUGCUUUUUGCUUUUUUGAUAUAGGUAUCAUUACACAUUUUUUGAAGUCUUUAGGCUCCCAGGGGUGUCAUAUGUUAUUAUCAAGGGAGGCGCAUUCUCAGUAGAAACUAAAAAUGAAAAUGUAGUAUAAUAUAGUUUUUGUUAUCUUUUUUUUGAGGCCAUUAAGUCCGCGCAUCAGUACAUGUUGUGCGCGCGCGUGUGUAGCGAUAAUAGUAAAUUAAGUCUAUUUAUGUGUUUGCGAUAUCGAGUAAUGGCAUACUUCGAUUAAUAUUUAAUAAUUAGUCUAAGUCUUAAUGAAGUCUUGCUGUCUGUUAUUGAAAAAGUUAAUUUCAUCAAAACUUGCCCUAUAAAGUCCCGGUGUUUUGAAAAUAUGUGUGAAGAUAUGGGGGCUGAACAUACCGCUCUUUGAAAAACUCAAUGUAUUAAAUGUAUUUCUACAAGGUAAUGAGACCUACAUUUUGCAAUUAACUGAAAAAAUUACUUCUUUUAAAAGGAAAUUAGUCUGUGGAAUACUAAAAUUGAUGAAAGUGCUUUAAAUGACUGUUUCCCCACAUUGUAUAUGUUCCUUCAUGAAAAUAAUUUAAACUUUAUACAAUUUUUCAAAUUAUUAUUCAUGGAACACUUAUCACAACUUAUUGUUCACUUCCAAAAUUAUUUUCCCGAGGACGAUCAACAAUAAAAUUGGAUUGAAGAUCCUUUUAUUACUGACCUACCCUCAGAAUUAACAUUUUCUGAACAAGAACAACUAAUAGACUUAUCCUCAAAUUCAGCAUCAAAAUCCAAAUCCAAAAAUCAUCAUCUUUACCAAAAUUUUGGAUAGCUAUGAAGAAGCAGUAUCCAAUCGUAGCCAAUAAGAUCUAUCAGGACUUUGAUUCCAUUUACUUCUUCAUACUUAUAUGAAAUGGGUUUUUCGGUCUUAGCAGUUAUUAAAACUAAAUGAGAAUCGCACUUUUAAAAUUUACGCCACGAUUUGAUAAUAUUAUACAAAGAAAAAAAAAAGCACAGCCAUUCCAUUAAAUAUUAAAAUUAUUAUUAUUAUUAUUGUAUUAAUUUUUUAAUUUUUCUAUUAUUAAAUAAUUACAUGUUUAUCAUUAAAUAAAGUUAAAUAAAAAUGAUUAAAUAAUGUAAAUUUGUUUAUUUUAAAUAUUCGUAUGGAAGUCGUAUAUUUUAUUUCAAAAUCAAAAGGAGCUGUUGAUCCAAAAAGGUUGACAUCCACUGGUAUACACCACAUUAUUAUGCAUAUAUUGUGUAUGAUUAAAACCUUUAAUGUUUUGUGCUCGUUAUUAUACUAUAAUAUACAACAUGGGUUUCUGCUAAAAAUGACAUUUCCAUUUUCCACCAAAACUUUUUUGCUUCAUUUAUAAAUUACAAGAUUUUGUGGUGUGGGAAUCUCUUUUCUAAAUUAUUUUUCUAGUUAGUAAAUGAUAUUAUUUAUAUGCUUACAUAAGAAUUUUUGAAUAAUUUGCUUCUAAUUAUUUUCGUGGACACCGCUGUAGCUUGUCUUAAAAAAUAUUAUGAAUUCUAUGACAAUUUGACAAAACUCUCAAAAACGGCCAGGUCUCUUCGAAACAUGAUGUGACAUUUAUUUACAUUGUUUUAAAAAAAUAAUUAUUUCUUAUAAUAAAUCCAUAUCAUUUUGUUUCAGACUGUAAAGUUUGGAAGUUUAUUCCUAAAGAUGAUAAAAAAAGAGAAUAUAGAUGUUUAUUAAAUUCUUUAGUAAAUAAUCAAGAGUUUCAUGUUGAUGGAGCUACAUUAAAGUAUAUAAUUACUGUUAAUUUGUUUUACUAUUUUUUUUUUUUUUUUUUUUUUUUUUUUUUUUUUAAUCACUAGUGUUAUUCAUUAUUAUGUAUUUAAUUUGUAUAGGAUUCAUCAUGCACCAGGGCAUACAGAGGAUCAUAUUAUUAUUACUUUGGAGGAGGAUAAUUCUUUAUUUUCAGCAGAUUGUGUACUAGGGGAAGGGACGACUGUAUUUGAUAAUUUAAAAAAAUAUUUGAAUUCUCUAAAUUUGUUAUUAGAAUUGAAGCCGAGUGUUAUAUUUCCUGGCCAUGGAUCUGUUAUAAAAGUAAUAAUUAAUAUAAAGUCUAUGAUAAAGAUUUGAUAAAUUUUGAUAUAAAAUCAUUAAAUCUUUAUGAUGAGUACACUAUUAUAUAGAAUUAUUAUUGACAACAUAACAAAUGUAAUAGUAUAUAAUAUUUUAAUUUUUUUUAUUGAUUAUAAGCUUACAAAUUUGUGAUCAGUAUUAUACUAUCAACUUUAUCCCCAACUAACUUAGAAUAUAAAAUGGAUACUUAUCAUAUUAUACUCUUUUAAAAAAAGCCUCUUAUUUGUGAAAUUUAGUGAAUUUGUUUUAACUAUAGAAGUUAGAUAAAAAAUUAGAUUCAAUUGCAUUACUGUCCCAACUGAAACAAAAAUCUGGAGUUUCAAAAAUAUUAUAUUAGUAUGUGUUGAUUAUUUUACCCACCAACAUCUUAAAAAGAAAAAUGUGAUGAACGUCCUUUAUGGCUUGUAUAGUACUAAAAAUAGAAGAAUAUUUUAAUAAUAUUUGAACAUUUAUUAAAGUAUUAUUCUUAAUUAUAAUAGUAUAAUUCUGUGUUGAAUAUUUUAUUUAUCUAUGUAUCUAUCUAGUAUUUUAUAUUUUCUUUCAAUAAUGCCCCAUCUGUGGGAGACAUCUAGUGAUAUACAAUAAAAUGAUUAACAGGUUUUUAAUUUUUUUUUAGUGAUUUAGCAUGUACUGUAAAAAAGUAACAGAAGUUAUAUAUUGUCAACCCCAGUUAAAAAUCAAUACUAAAAUCAAAAUAACUUAUGUUUUCCAGGAUCCGAUUGUUCGUGUCAAUAAAUAUAUUAAGCAUAGAUUAGAAAGAGAAAUUGAAAUGUAUAACUUAAUUAAUAAAAGUCCUAAUACAUCAUUGUCUGAAGAAGAUAUUGUAAAUUCAAUGUAUAAGGUAAGAUAAGCGUUUUAAAUUGUUAUCCAUUAAAUGGAUAUUAAAUAUCACUUAAGUUGAAUAUAAUUAUGUGUACAUGAUUUUAUUUUUAAUGUUUAAGUUAUUUUUAAGUACCUACAUGUAUAUACAGGGCAGUGCUAAGUAGUCCUUUGGUGAUGCACAUUAAACAAAUUGUACCUAUGUAUAACUAAUAAGUACAACCAAUUCAGAAAAAAAUGAACUAAAACAAAUAUUUUAUUGAGAUAUGUGUAUAAUUGUUUUUAAGAAUUAAAUUAUUACCUCUGAUACAGGGUAAUUUUUUUAUGAUGAUCCAAUAAUUUUCUCAGAUGAUAUGAAGUAAAUUUAUUUUUGCUUAUUUCA
This is a messenger RNA of Cinara cedri, 7943 nucleotides long. The record is from the annotation of a GenBank genome assembly. NCBI's taxonomy places the organism in Eukaryota, Metazoa, Arthropoda, Insecta, Hemiptera, Aphididae.